AUGGAGCCCCCGGCUGCCGCGGCGGGCUCGCCCGAGCCCGCGGCGGCGUCCUCUUCCUUCCAGGCCCGGCUCUGGAAGAACCUGCAGCUAGGGGUGGGCAAGAGCAAGGGCGGCUGGGGCGGGCGCGCGGGGGUCCCCGAGCGCCGCACUGCGGACACCCCGUCGCCCUCCCCACCACCCCAGCGGGGUAGGCGGGACGCACUGGCCGGCUUGGGUGGCGCGGGCAGCAGGUGGAGCGGCUUCAAGAAACGGAAGCAAGUGCUGGACCGCGUCUUUUCCUCCUCCCAGCCCAACCUGUGCUGCUCCUCGCCGGAGCCUCUCGAGCCCGAGGGUGCGGGCAGAGCGGAGCAGGGGUCCACGCUGCGCCGCCGGAUCCGCGAGCAUUUGCUCCCCGCGGGAAGGAGCCCGGUGGCAGCCGCCGGAGCAGCCGGAGUGACGCCUCCUGGCGGACGCUCUCCGGACUCAGCUUGCUCUUCAUCCUCUGCCUCAUCCUCCCUGUCCUCCUCACCCCAGCCGCCCCCGAGGGGGAACCGCGCCCGAGAUGAGGGUGCACGGCGUCGGGGCACUGUGGCGCACUUGUGCCAUCAGAAGAGUUCUUCCCUGCCGGGCACCACCUGCUUGGAGCAGCUGCUGGAGCCGCCGCCGCCGCCUCGAGCUGAGCCAGUACGGAGCCGAGCAGAGCCGCGAACCGCGAAGGGCGAGGAGCGCGGCAGCAGCCGGAAAAAAAUAAAUACUGCUGGAACCAGUAAUACAGAUGUCCCCUUGGCUGUUCCCGGAAUGUACCAAUUGGACAUUACAUUAAGAAGGGGUCAGAGUUUAGCUGCCCGAGAUCGAGGAGGGACAAGUGAUCCAUACGUGAAGUUUAAAAUUGGAGGAAAAGAAGUUUUUAGAAGUAAAAUAAUACACAAGAGCCUCAAUCCUGUGUGGGAGGAGAAAGCUUGCCUUCUUGUUGAACAUCUUAAGGAACCAUUGUACAUAAAGGUAUUUGACUAUGACUUUGGACUACAGGAUGACUUUAUGGGCUCAGCCUUUCUGGAUCUCACACAACUGGAGUUAAACAGGCCCACGGAUGUGACCGUAACACUGAAAGAUCCCCAUUAUCCUGACCAUGAUCUUGGAAUCAUUUUGCUCUCAGUCGUCCUUACCCCUAAGGAAGGAGAACACAGGGAUGUGACAAUGCUAAUGAGGAAGAGUUGGAAAAGAUCAAGUAAGGAACUCUCAGAAAACGAAGUGGUUGGAUCUUAUUUCUCUGUGAAGUCUUUCUUUUGGAGGACGUGCGGCAGGACUGCUUUUCCUGUCCUGGGCUUCUGCAGAGCAGAGCUUCAGAAUGCUCAUUACCAAAAUGCACAAUUUCAGACCCAAAGUUUACGUCUGUCAGAUGUACACAGAAAACCACAUCUUUGGAGAGGAAUAGUCAGCAUCACAUUGAUUGAGGGGCGAGACCUCAAGGCAAUGGAUUCAAAUGGGUUGAGUGACCCCUAUGUGAAGUUCCGGCUUGGGCAUCAGAAGUACAAGAGCAAGAUUAUGCCAAAAACUUUGAAUCCUCAGUGGAGAGAACAAUUUGAUUUUCAUCUCUAUGAAGAAAGAGGCGGAAUCAUUGAUAUCACUGCAUGGGACAAAGACGCUGGGAAAAGGGAUGACUUUAUUGGCAGGUGCCAGAUCGACCUGUCGGCUCUCAGUAGGGAACAGACACACAAGCUAGAGUUGCAGCUGGAGGAAGGGGAGGGUCACCUGGUGUUGCUGGUCACCCUGACAGCUUCGGCCACAGUCAGCAUCUCUGACCUCUCCAUCAACUCCCUGGAGGACCCGAAAGAACGCGAGGAAAUAUUAAAGAGAUAUAGCCCAUUGCGGAUAUUUCACAACCUGAAAGAUGUGGGAUUCCUCCAGGUGAAAGUGAUCAGAGCAGAAGGGUUAAUGGCCGCUGAUGUCACAGGUAAAAGCGACCCAUUUUGUGUGGUUGAACUGAACAAUGACAGGCUGCUAACACAUACUGUCUACAAAAAUCUCAAUCCUGAGUGGAACAAAGUCUUCACAUUCAACAUUAAAGAUAUCCAUUCAGUUCUUGAAGUGACAGUUUAUGAUGAAGAUCGGGAUCGAAGUGCUGACUUUCUGGGCAAAGUUGCUAUACCAUUGCUGUCCAUUCAAAAUGGUGAACAGAAAGCCUACGUCUUGAAAAACAAGCAGCUGACAGGGCCAACAAAGGGGGUCAUCUAUCUUGAAAUAGAUGUGAUUUUUAAUGCUGUGAAAGCCAGCUUACGAACAUUAAUACCCAAAGAACAGAAGUACAUUGAAGAGGAAAACAGACUCUCUAAACAGCUACUACUAAGAAACUUUAUCAGAAUGAAGCGUUGUGUCAUGGUGCUCGUAAAUGCUGCAUACUACAUUAAUAGUUGCUUUGACUGGGAUUCACCUGCAAGGAGCCUCGCUGCUUUUGUGCUCUUUCUCUUUGUUGUCUGGAACUUUGAGCUCUACAUGAUACCAAUGGUUUUGUUGUUACUGUUGACAUGGAACUACUUCUUGAUAAUAUCAGGGAAAGAUAACAGGCAACGCGAUACAGUAGUGGAGGACAUGCUAGAGGACGAGGAAGAAGAAGAUGACAAAGAUGACAAGGACAGCGAAAAAAAGGGAUUUAUAAAUAAAAUCUAUGCCAUCCAGGAAGUAUGUAUCAGUGUCCAGAACAUCCUAGAUGAAGUUGCUUCCUUUGGCGAAAGGAUAAAGAAUACUUUCAACUGGACCAUCCCAUUCUUAAGCUGGCUGGCCAUUGUAGCCCUCUGUGCGUUCACAGUCAUCCUAUACUUCAUUCCGCUGAGAUACAUUGUCCUUGUCUGGGGCAUCAAUAAAUUUACAAAAAAGCUGCGGAGUCCAUAUGCAAUUGAUAAUAAUGAACUACUUGACUUCCUUUCCAGAGUCCCUUCAGAUGUGCAAGUGGUGCAAUACCAAGAACUGAAACCAGAUCCUUCUCAUAGCCCAUGUAAAAGGAAGAAAAACAAUCUUGGCUAGCCAGCUCCCAGCACUGAGGAGACCAGCAUCUGUUUGGGAAGAUAAAAGGAAAAGCCUUCAGCCUGAGCCGCAUUUCCUUUCUUUCUGUUUUUUAUUUAUUUUGCCAUUUUACCAUGAUUGAGAGAAUCUGUAAAUAGUGUACAAAGGCAUAUGUCUUUGAAAAUAUACUUCCAUUGUACAGAAUCAAUUUGAUAAAGGUUUAGCUAUUGCUGCGUGAAAGCCUUGUUAGCUGUGGAUAAUAAUAUAACACAUUGGAACAACAAAUGUAAGAAUGGUAACAUUGGGAGAUACACAUUUCUCUAAUUACAAGUGUAAGAACUAGAAUAUUAAAUCUGAUUAAAUCUACAUAAAAUGUAAAUGUCAAUUUGAUUAAAAAAUUUUUUUUAAUGUGACUAUUUUUUAUCUAAAAAGUAAUCCAUUACAGUUUUCUAUGUUUUAUACAUUUCAAAAGGGAGGAGGGAUCCCAGAACCUAAAUAAUGGAACAGAUGCAUUACAACUUAACAUAGAUUCGGAUCCUGAUAUUUAUUCCUGUGCAAAUUAUUUAGAUAUGACUAGGCUGACUUUAAGGUAAUGAGUGAAGGUAUAUUCACCUCCUCAAGAGAAUCUUCCACACACUGAAAUCCUACAAAGAAAAUUUCCAAAUCUUCUAUCAUUCCAUCUAAAACCUUAAAAUCUCUACAGGACUACACAAAAAAUACUGCCAGGUUUAUAAAUGAUGAUUGCCUAUAAGGAUUUUUAUACCAAUCACUAUUAAUUUGUGCCAAGUUAGCAAAUUAGCAACCCAGUUCAGUUGUCAAAAAUCUAGCAAAUUAAAUCCACAUUGCUUUUGGUGGCAGAUUAUGCCUCUGUGCAUCUAAAAAUAUUUAAUACUCAAGUGUUCUCACAGAAAAAAAAA
This is a messenger RNA of Lipotes vexillifer (Yangtze River dolphin), 3896 nucleotides long. It is a transcript of the gene MCTP1, whose product is annotated as multiple C2 and transmembrane domain containing 1. Gene Ontology annotation, biological process: regulation of neurotransmitter secretion. The record is from RefSeq and is a predicted model, not a curated record. Gene Ontology annotation, molecular function: calcium ion binding. The transcript is spliced from 24 exons. The coding region runs from base 1 to 3000 and encodes 999 amino acids. Gene Ontology annotation, cellular component: synaptic vesicle membrane. NCBI's taxonomy places the organism in Eukaryota, Metazoa, Chordata, Mammalia, Artiodactyla, Lipotidae.